AUCAAAAGGGUCCUCUUUCUGUCGAGAAGAUUGCGAAGCGUGUCAAGAUGAAGCAGGCACCAGAGACCCUCGGCAGCACGAACGGGAAGUCCCAGAACUGUGAAGUGAAUCGCGAAUGUUCCGUGUUCCUCAGCAAAGCCCAGCUCUCUACCAGUCUACAGGAGGGGGUCAUGCAGAAGUUCAACGGCCACGACGCACUUCCCUUUAUUCCAUCCGAGAAGCUGAAGGACCUAACGUCCCGUGUGUUUAAUGGCGAGCCUGGUGCUCAUGAUGCCAGAUUGCGCUUUGAGUCCCAGGAAGUGAAGGCGCUCGGGACGCCGCCCAGCACCACCCCCAUCAAAAACGGCUCUCCGGAGAUUAAGCUGAAGAUCACCAAAACGUACAUGAAUGGGAAACCUCUCUUUGAAUCUUCGAUUUGUGGGGACAGUGCUGCUGCCGUGUCCCAGUCGGAAGAACACGGACAAAAACCGGAAAACAAGGCCAGAAGGAACAGGAAACGGAGCAUAAAGUACGACUCCUUGCUGGAGCACGGUCUUGUUGAGGCAGCGCUGGUGUCCAGGAUCUCGAGUCCCUCCGACAAAAAGGUUGCGGCUAAGAAAGAGUCCUGUCCAAAUACUGGCAGAGACAAAGACCACCUGUUGAAAUACAGUGUUGGCGACUUGGUGUGGUCCAAAGUGUCCGGUUACCCUUGGUGGCCGUGCAUGGUUUCUGCUGACCCACUCCUUCACAACUACACCAAACUUAAAGGUCAGAAAAAGAGUGCACGCCAGUAUCACGUACAAUUCUUUGGUGAUGCCCCAGAAAGAGCUUGGAUAUUUGAGAAGAGCCUUGUAGCUUUUGAAGGAGAAGGACAGUUUGAAAAAUUAUGCCAGGAAAGUGCCAAGCAGGCACCCACGAAAGCUGAGAAAAUUAAGCUGUUGAAACCUAUUUCAGGGAAAUUGAGGGCCCAGUGGGAAACGGGCAUCGUUCAAGCAGAAGAAGCUGCAAGCAUGUCGGUGGAGGAGCGGAAGGCCAAGUUCACUUUCCUCUACGUGGGGGAGCGGCUUCACCUCAACCCUCACGUAGCUAAGGAGGCAGGCAUUUCUGUGGAGGCUCCGCCUCUGGGACCCAUGGUGGAGCCCUCAGGAGUCCCCGAGGAAGCUGCUGCUGACCCCAAGUCCAUGCGAGAAGAGGGCGUUCCCGUCAAGAGAAGGCGGAGAGUGAAGCUGUCCAGCUCUGCCGAAAACCGAGCGGGUGACCCUGGGACAGUACAGAGUACUCCUCAAAAGAUGGCAGACGCCGACCCCAGGAGAGGAGUCGGGUCUCCUCCUGGGAGGAAGAAGGCCACGGCCUCCGCUCCACGAAGCAGGAAGGGAGACGCGGCAUCCCAGUUUCUGGUCUUCUGUCAGAAGCACAGGGAUGAGGUGGUCGCAGAGCACCCGGACGCCUCGGCCGAGGAGGUCAAAGAGCUGCUCGGCUCCCAGUGGGACAUGCUCAACGAGAAGCAGAAGGCGCGCUAUAACACCAAGUUUGCCCUCGUGGCCUCUCCCCAGUCUGAAGAAGACUCCGGUAACCUAAAUGGGAAAAAAAGAAACCAUACCAAGAGGACUCAGGACCCUCCUGAAGACGUUGAAAUUGAAGACGCACCCAGGAAAAGACUCAGGACCGACAAGCACGGUCUCCGGAAGAGAGAGACGGCGAGUGACAAGACGGCCCGAACAGGUUCUUGCAAGUCCAUGGAGGCCGCCACCUCGCUGAAGAGCCAGGCAGCAACGAAACACCUGUCUGACGCAUGCAAACCACUGAAGAAGCGAAAUCGGGCGUCUGCAGCAGCGUCGUGCGCUCCUUUUAGCAAAAGUUCAUCUCCUUCUGCGUCCCUAACUGAGAAUGAGGUGUCGGACGGCCCGGGAGACGAGCCCGCCGAGUCCCCGUACGAGAGCGCCGACGAGACCCAGACCGAAGCGUCCGUCUCCUCCAAGAAGUCUGAGCGGGGCGUGGCCGCCAAAAAGGAGUACGUGUGUCAGCUGUGCGAGAAGCCGGGCAGCCUCCUGCUGUGCGAGGGGCCCUGCUGCGGAGCCUUCCACCUCGCCUGCCUCGGGCUGGCCCGGAGACCCGAAGGGAGGUUCACCUGCAGCGAGUGUGCCUCAGGGAUUCACUCGUGUUUCGUGUGUAAGGAGAGCAAGACCGACGUCAGGCGCUGCGUCGUGUCGCAGUGCGGGAAGUUCUACCACGAAGCGUGUGUGAGGAAGUACCCUCUCACCGUGUUCGAGAGCCGAGGCUUCCGCUGCCCCCUGCACAGCUGCGUGACCUGCCACGCGUCCAACCCUUCCAACCCCAGGCCCUCGAAAGGGAAAAUGAUGCGGUGCGUCCGCUGCCCCGUCGCCUACCACGGAGGGGACGCUUGUCUGGCGGCCGGCUGCUCCGUGAUCGCUUCCCACAGCAUCAUCUGCACAAGCCAUUUCACUGCCCGGAAGGGGAAGCGGCAUCACGCUCACGUGAACGUGAGCUGGUGUUUCGUGUGCUCCAAAGGGGGAAGCCUGCUGUGCUGUGAGUCCUGCCCGGCGGCCUUCCACCCCGACUGCCUGAGCAUCGAGAUGCCCGACGGCAGCUGGUUCUGCAACGAGUGCCGAGCCGGGAAGAAGCUGCACUUCCAGGACGUCGUCUGGGUUAAACUGGGGAACUACAGAUGGUGGCCGGCAGAAGUUUGCCAUCCCAAAAAUGUUCCCCCAAAUAUUCAGAAAAUGAAGCACGAGAUUGGAGAAUUCCCUGUGUUUUUCUUUGGGUCUAAAGAUUAUUACUGGACGCAUCAGGCGCGAGUGUUCCCGUACAUGGAGGGGGACCGGGGCAGCCGCUACCAGGGGGUCAGAGGGAUCGGAAGAGUCUUCAAAAACGCACUGCAGGAAGCUGAAGCUCGUUUUCGUGAAAUCAAACUUCAAAGGGAAGCCAGAGAAACGCAGGAGAGUGAGCGCAAGCCCCCGCCGUACAAGCACAUUAAGGUGAACAAGCCCUAUGGGAAAGUCCAGAUCCAUACGGCCGACAUCUCCGAGAUCCCCAAGUGCAACUGUAAGCCCACCGACGAGAACCCCUGCGGCUUCGACUCGGAGUGUCUGAACCGGAUGCUGAUGUUCGAGUGCCACCCGCAGGUGUGCCCCGCGGGCGAGUACUGCCAGAAUCAGUGCUUCACCAAGCGCCAGUACCCCGAGACCAAGAUCAUCAAGACGGACGGCAAAGGGUGGGGCCUGGUCGCCAAGCGGGACAUCAGAAAGGGAGAGUUCGUGAAUGAGUACGUCGGUGAGCUGAUUGACGAGGAGGAGUGCAUGGCGAGGAUCAAACACGCACACGAGAACGACAUCACACACUUCUACAUGCUCACCAUAGACAAGGACCGGAUAAUUGAUGCUGGCCCCAAAGGAAACUACUCCCGGUUCAUGAAUCACAGCUGCCAGCCCAACUGUGAGACCCUCAAGUGGACGGUGAACGGGGACACUCGCGUGGGCCUGUUUGCCGUGUGCGACAUCCCCGCAGGGACGGAGCUGACCUUCAACUACAACCUCGACUGUUUGGGUAACGAGAAGACAGUCUGUCGGUGCGGGGCCUCCAACUGCAGCGGGUUCCUUGGGGACAGACCAAAGACCUCGACGUCCCUUUCUUCAGAGGAAAAGGGCAAAAAGACCAAGAAAAGAACGAGGAGGCGGAGAACCAGAGGCGAAGGGAAGAAGGAGUCCGAGGACGAGUGUUUCCGCUGUGGGGACGGCGGCCAGCUGGUGCUGUGUGACCGCAAAUCCUGCACCAAGGCCUACCACCUGUCGUGCCUGGGCCUGGGCAAGCGGCCCUUCGGGAAGUGGGAAUGUCCUUGGCACCACUGUGACGUGUGUGGCCGACCUUCCACGUCAUUCUGCCACUUCUGCCCCAACUCAUUCUGCAAGGAGCACCAGGACGGGGCGGCCCUCGGCUCCACGCGGGACGGGCGGCCAUGCUGCUGCGAGCAUGACCUGGGGGCCGUGUCGGCCCGGAGUGCCCAGACUGGGAAACCCUUUCCGGAACCCAGCAAGUCCAAGGGGAAGAGGAAGAGAAGGAGGUGCUGGCGGAGGGUCACGGAAGGCAAAUAG
Molecule: messenger RNA, 4088 nt
Organism: Neofelis nebulosa (Clouded leopard)
Lineage: Eukaryota; Metazoa; Chordata; Mammalia; Carnivora; Felidae
Gene: NSD2
Product: nuclear receptor binding SET domain protein 2
Exons: 21
Coding region: 48-4088 (1346 amino acids)
Biological process (GO): regulation of DNA-templated transcription
Cellular component (GO): chromatin; nucleus
Molecular function (GO): protein binding; histone H3K36 methyltransferase activity
Source: RefSeq, a predicted model, not a curated record